AUGAUGAUGUCAUCGUUCCUCUACACCAUCUCCUCCGGCCCCACUUUCUCCUCAACCUUUUGGCCGUCCUUCUGUGGUCCCCACGACCCCUACUCGCAGCACUGCCUCUCCACACCCCUCCUCUCCUCCUCCGCCCCUCCUCUCUCCUCCACCCCACCCAGCCUCCUCCUCCUCCCCUCCUCCCGCCACAACACUCUCUCCCAAUUCUCCCCCGCUUCCCUCCCUAACAUCACUCCCUCCAUAGUCACAUGGAACCAAAUAGAGCGCCUAGCGACAGAGGAAACCAGCCCAGGGUACCUACCUCCGUGGCUGCUCUACCUCCCAGUCUCCCCGUGCCUGCAGCACGCGUCCUUCCUGCUCUUCUCAGCCUUCUUCAUCAUCUGCACCCUCUCUCACCUCCUCAUCCUCCCCAAACCCCAACACGCACAUUCCAGCCCCGCUUCCCCCUCCUCCUCUUCCGGUCCUUCCUCUUCCCCUUCUGUUCCUGGCCCUUCCUCUUCCUCCUCCGCCUCCCGUCCCUCUGCCCCGUCUGCUCCUGCCUCUCGCUCCUCCCGCCCCCCCGGGUCUGACGUUCAGGGUGCUCCUGACACAGCAGAUACCGCAGGGGCAGAGACACACUGGAAAGCAGGACCGGGGUACUGGCUCUCUCUCUUCCUCUCCCUCCUCCUCUCAGUCUCCUGGGCGCUUCUCAUCCUAUCUGCCCUUCUCAUCAUGCUUGUCAAUCCGGCUGGCAGCAAGCAGCACGGGGCGCAUCCCCAUGUGCUGGCGUAUGCAGCUGGGCAGGUGGUAACCUGGUUACUGGCGCUACGGGUGUUACUGCUGUACGGCAAGAGAAGGGACCAGAGGCUCGUGGGUUCGGCUAGGGUUUGGCUGUUUGCGAAUGCGGGUGCUGUGCUGUUACUCUCUGCUGGUGUGGUGUUACGGUUUGGUUCCCCUGGAGGGUUGAAGGCAGAAUCAGGAGGGGCAGUAGGAGAAGGGGUUCUUGCUGGAAAUAGCCGAGGGAAUUUUGGGGUGUGGAGCGAUUUUCUGACGCUGGUUACCCUUCCGGUGGCUCUCCUUUUCGGGGCGUUUGCAGUGAAUGGACGGCCGGGAUGGGCUCUUCCUCGUGCAGAAUCUCAGCCAUCGGAUGUCGAAACUAUAGAGGAUGGGUUGCGCACUCCAUUGCUGAUUGGUGGAGGGGAAAUCAGAGAAAGCCACGUGGCGGGGAAGGAGAAGAAGCAGCAUCGGAAAUCGAAUCUCUCAAGACCGACAGGGAAGGAGUCAGGGGCAGAAGCAGGGCAGGGGGAUAAGCGCCGUCGGUCACAGUUAGAACAGUUGCAGGAUGAAGAGGAGGAGGAGGAGCAGGAGCAGAAGAAGCAGCAGCAGGAGCCUCCUAUGACUCUCUACGCCUCUGCUGAUUGGCUCUCAGCUCUCACAUUCGGAUGGGUCUCGCCGUUCCUGGAGGCAGGUGCGGAGAAGACCGUGGCUGUGGAGGACGUGCCGAGCCUACAGGCCUGCGACCGCGCCGAAGCUAACUUCCGAGCCUUUGACGCCAGCUGGGCAAGGCAGGUUGCUGAGGCUGAAGCUGCCGAAGCUGCAGCAGCAAGGGGCGGGGGAGCAGGUCUUAUCCCUUUCUUUAGCGGCCCCUUUUCCCUUUCGCAGGCCUGUUCCUGUGAAAACCUCUGCACCGCACUCUAUCGCUGCAUCUCCGUCCUCUCAUCCUGCCUUCACUCCCUCAAAUCCUUCCUCACCUCACUCUACACCUCUCCGUACACCCAGCAAGAAGACAGCAAAGACUCGGCCACUGCAGAAAAAACCAAGGAAGACAAAGAAGAGGAGGGAGAGCAGACACAGCCCAAGGCAACGGUAACCCGAGCUCUCUGGGAGUGCUUCUGGAGGCCGCUGGUGCUGACAGGAGUGCUGGCGCUGGGUAAAACCAGUGUGAUGUAUGCAGGGCCGCUGCUGCUGGCGAGCUUUGUGCAGUUUGCGGCGGGGGAGAGGGCGUUUCCGGGGGAAGGGGUGGUGCUUGUGGUCGCGCUGUUCCUGUCCAAGGCGUCUGAAAUUGUUCUGGAACACCAGUUUAACUUCCGAUCCGAGGUGCUCGGACUGGAUAUCAAGGCGGCUCUGGUGGGGGCUCUCUAUCGCAAGGGGCUGCGGCUGUCCAGCAAGGCGAAGCAGAGACACACCAUUGGGGAGAUUGUGAACUACAUGUCGACAGAUGCGCAGCGCCUAGCGGACCUCAUGUGGGAGCUGCACAACAUCUGGGUGCUGCCACUACAGAUCGUAUGCGCCCUCGUCAUUCUCUUCCACGUGGUGGGCAUAUCCAUGCUCUCCGGCCUGGGAGUGAUGCUGGCAGUCAUGCUCGCCAACCUUCUAGUAGCAUCCGGCAUCCACCGAUUCAUAACCGAAAUCAUGUCAGCCAAGGACGCGCGCAUGAAGGCCACCUCGGAAGCCCUCUCCUCCAUGAAGAUCAUCAAGCUCUACGCGUGGCAGCAGCACUUCCAGGAGAAAAUCCAAUCUCUCCGCGACUCCGAAGCCUCCUGGCUGGUCAAAUUCAUGGCCUACGCAGCAGUAAACAUCUUCCUCCUCUGGCUCACCCCGCUCGCGGUCUCCGUGGCGACUUUCGGUACGAUGGUGGCUCUCGGUGUGCCGCUUACCCCGGCGUCGGUUUUCACUGCGAUUGCGACGUUUCGGAUCCUGCAGGAGCCGCUGCGGUCGUUCCCGUCGGUGAUCAGCGCGGUCACGCAGGCCAUGGUGUCGCUGAAAAGGCUUUCGAGGUUUUUGUCGGAUGAGGAGUUGCAGUGGGAUGCGGUGGAGAGGGUGGAGAGAGGAGCGGGAGGAGGGAGGGGAGAGAAGGGAGAGAGGGAUGGUGUGCUUGUGAAUGGGGAUGGGAGUGGAGGGGAAGUUGUAAUCAGCCAGGAGCAGCAGGAAGGGGAGGGGAAGAGGGGGAUGGAGAACGGGAAGGAGAAAGGGAAGGGGGAGCAAGAGGAGGGGACGAGGAAGAAGAAGGAAGGAGAUGAUGACGUGGUGGUGAGGAUUGAGAAUGGCACGUUCAGCUGGGAUGCGGAUCCAGAGAAGACCACGUUGACUGGCGUUGACCUGGAGAUCAGGCGGGGCAUGCGCGUGGCGGUGUGUGGGACGGUGGGCGCCGGCAAGUCGUCUCUGCUGUCCUGCAUCCUGGGUGAAGUGCCCAAGCUGCAAGGGAAGGUGUGUGUAUCAGGUCCCACGGCCUACGUGCCCCAGUCCGCGUGGAUCCAAAACGCCACCAUCCGGCACAACAUUCUGUUCGGCCAACCCUUGGACCGAGCCCGCUACCACCACACGCUGCACCAGUGCUCGCUCCUCGCUGACCUGCGCCUGUUUCCUUUGGGGGCCGACACGCAGAUCGGGGAGAGAGGGGUGAAUCUGUCCGGUGGGCAGAAGCAGCGGAUUCAGCUGGCGCGGGCGAUGUAUGCAGGGGUGGGGAUGGGUGCGGAGGUGUAUCUGCUGGACGAUCCGUUCAGUGCUGUGGACGCGCAUACCGGUUCAGAGCUUUUCAUGGAGUAUGUGCUCAAGGGGCUGGCAGGGAAGACAGUCAUCCUGGUGACGCACCAAGUGGAGUUCCUUCCCGCUGCUGACCUCAUUCUGGUGAUGAAGGAGGGGCGCAUCGUGCAGUCGGGCCGCUACGACCAGCUGCUGGCAGAGGGAACGGACUUCAGUGCCCUCGUGGAAGCACACACUGAUGCUCUGGAGAGUGUUGGAACUGCCACGGCUGCUGCUGCCACCACUGCUGCCGCUGCUGUUGCUGCUGCCGAUGAAGCUGCAGCAGCUGCUGCGUCUUCCUCUGCUCCUCCUCCUGUCGAUUCUGUGACCUCCGCUGCUCUUCCUGCUGAGGCUGCAGCUGCCGCUCCGCUCCUCCCCAAGCCACCUGCCGAACCUAUCCAUAGCAACCCGCACCUCUCGCAGCUUCGGAAAGAAUCUGCACCGAACCUGCGAAAAAGCUCGGAACCGAACCUGCUGCGCAAAACCUCGCGCGCGCAGCUUCGGAAAAUGUCCGACCCUAUGCUGCUGCACACAGCAUCCCCAGAAUCCCACCAGAUUCUAGAGAACAUGGAAGUUGAUGAGUCAGGUGGUGCUGCUGGUGGUGCCGCUGGUGCUGCUGGUGCUGCUAGGGGGGCUGCAGGGGAGGAUGGGGAUGGGCAGCUUAUCAGUGAGGAAGAGCGGGAAUCUGGGCGGGUUUCUUUGGCCAUAUACUGGCAGUACAUGACGAAAGCGAUGGGCGGCUGGCACGUGCCGCUGCUGCUGCUGGUCCAGCUGGCGUGGCAGGCGCUGCAGAUCGGAUCUGACCUGUGGCUGGCCACGUACAGCUCAGCAGGGACUGGGAACAGCUCAGCAGAUGCAGGGUACACGUCAGCAGGAGCUGGGUAUACGUCAGCUGGGGCUGAGUACAGCUCAGCAGGGGUCGAAUUCAGCAACAGUAUUCUAGCCAACCUCACCUCUCCAUUCUCGUCUUCUCUCCCCGCAAAUCUCUCCUCGUCCUCCUUCACCCCAUCCUUUUCCUCCGCACUUUCCUCCUCCCUCUCCUCCUCUCUCUCCUCCCCCCUCGCAUUCCUCACCCCCUCAGCCAUCACCCCCUCCGCCUUCAUGAAGCUAUACUCGUUAUUAGCUCUGGGCAGCGGCCUGUUUGUGCUGCUGCGAACAGCAGUCAUAUCAUGGGCGGGUGUGAUGACCACCCAGGCGUUCUUCCGAAGCAUGCUGCAAACUGUAUUCCGAGCGCCCAUGUCGUUCUUCGACUCCACUCCCAUCGGGCGAAUCUUAUCCCGGGCCUCCACAGAUCAAAGUGCUCUCGACUUGGACCUGCCAUUUCAGUUCGGCUCGCUCCUCGCCAUGGUGUUCCAGCUGCUCGGCAUUCUCUUUGUCACAUCCUACAUCACAUGGCCUGUGUUCUACGCCAUUAUCCCGUUGACUUACCUCUACUUCUCCUUCCAGGAGUACUAUCUAAUGACAUCGAGGGAGCUCUCUCGUCUGAACGGGGUUACCAAGGCGCCCAUCAUUGAGCACUUCAGCGAGUCGCUGUCAGGGGCAGCAGUGAUUCGAGCAUUCGCCCAGCAGCCCCGAUUCGCUCAAAAGAGCGCAGAGAGGGUGGACACCAACAAUCGAGUGGCAUUUCAUUACGGCGCAUGCACCGUGUGGCUGGGCGUGCAUCUGGAGCUGCUAGGGGCGCUGUUGCUGUGCUUCUCGGCUUUCAUGCUCGUGUGGCUGCCUCCUUCAGUCAUUUCCCCAGGUUUAGCGGGCAUGUCUCUGUCCUAUGGUCUCGCCCUCUCCCAAGGUCUAUUCUACGUGGUGUGGGUGUGGUGCGCGCUUGAGAACCAGAUGGUCUCCGUAGAGCGAAUCCUCCAGUUCUCCCACCCCAACGUGCCCCCCGAAGCACCGCUCUCCAUCCCUUCCCACCGCCCUUCCUCCUCCUGGCCCGACCACGGCGCAAUCACCUUUGAAAACCUCCAAAUCCGGUACCGACCAGACCUCCCAUUGGUUCUCAAAGGCGUGAGCUUGCAGAUCAAUGGUGGGGAGAAGGUCGGGGUGGUCGGGAGGACGGGCAGCGGGAAAUCAACGCUCGUCGUCGCUCUGUUUCGGCUCGUCGAGCCAACGGCAGGCCGGGUGGUGAUCGAUGGUGUGGAUACAACCAGGAUCGGGCUGACGGACCUGAGGAGCAGGCUCGCGAUCAUUCCUCAGGACCCGACCCUGUUUCAGGGCUCGGUUCGGAUGAAUGUGGAUCCGGCUGGGGAGUAUCGGGAUGAGGAGAUCUGGGAGGCGCUGGACAGGUGCCAACUGGGGGAGGUGGUUCGUGGCAUGGAAGAAAAACUGGAAGCACAAGUGGUGGAAGGAGGGGAGAACUGGAGUGUGGGGCAAAGGCAGCUGUUCUGUCUCGGGAGGGCCUUGCUGAAGCGCACCCGCAUUCUUGUGCUGGAUGAGGCGACGGCGUCCGUUGAUUCGGCGACCGACGCGGUGAUCCAACGGACGAUAAAGGAGUGCUUUGGCGACGCCACCAUCAUCAGCAUCGCGCAUCGGAUUGCGACUGUGAUCGACAGCAAUAAAGUGGUCGUCAUGGACCAAGGCACUGUAGCCGAGUGUGACGAGCCGGCUAAGCUCCUGGAGGAUAAGACAUCCAUGUUCUCGCGUCUUGUAGCGGAGUACUCUGCUCGCUCCACCGACAUGGCGGAUGUUGCAAGGAGCAUGUCCAUAGAUAACCUGGAAGCUGUUGGUAGAGAGUCAUCGUCAUGA
Molecule: messenger RNA, 6240 nt
Organism: Closterium sp. Naga37s-1
Lineage: Eukaryota; Viridiplantae; Streptophyta; Zygnematophyceae; Desmidiales; Closteriaceae
Source: the annotation of a GenBank genome assembly